AUGGAGGAACGCAGUAGAAAUAGGUCGCAUGGACGGCUUCCACUUCCAUUCCGGGCCUUGAUUGAUGCUAUUUUGACAUUUGUUAACCAAUUGCUUGACCCUCCCGACCUCAGCCAGUUGAAUCCCACAACGACGUCGUUAAGAAAAGCCUCAAGAAGGUUAAAAGAGUGGCAGGUGAUGAUGUACGACGGAUACAAGCUAGAAAUCACCACGGAACUGUCCCCAGAGUUUGCAUUCGCUACAGCUCGCCUCCUUGUACGGCUUGGAACAAUCUUGACAGAUGGUAAGGAAUGGCAGAUGGCAAGACUUAGCAUUUCUGAUCGUAAUUCAGGUCUUCCACCUCGCCUGACAGAGUAUGGAGAUCUAUGGGAGAAGGCGCACACUUUGCGAUUUCUUCUCAAUGCUACCAAGAACGAUAUGAUGGCACUGCCCCUCGUUAGGCCGAGUUACCUCAGUGAUGACGAAGCGAUUCGGGCCAUUGGCAGAUUUUUCAUCUGUCCGUUCGCAAGGUCUCUGGAAGAAAUUGCAGCAGACAUAGAAUGCUACGUCAGCUGCUUAGAGACACUGCAUCUAACCAUGGAGGACAUCUGGAGUGAUGCGCAACUUGCCGCUCGAAACGGCUCCCAGCCAUAUCGUUCGAUUCUCUCCAAGUGGGCGGAAAAAUCAAUGAAAAAUGCGGACGACGAUAAUACGAAGACUCGUAUCUAUUCAAAUGACCUGAAUGAUAUCGCAAUAAUACCCUCAUCCUACGGCGCCGGCGAUGUUUCAACUCACGCAUCUAUUGCGCAGAAAGACAAACUUAAGUUCCACCUCAAUUCGCAGCGUAAUGAAUAUUGUCACAAGCCGCUACCAGGGGGAUAUAAAACUCGAUUAUUGCGGCUUCAUCCAGGCCGCAUGGACGAGCCUGUAUAUUGUACUUUGGUUCCGGUUCAAGAUCUGUCCACGAUUGAAUUCGAAGCAAUUUCGUACUGCUGGGUUUUGGAGGAUGCUGAAGAAGAUAUCAAAAUAUUCGACGCGCCUGUGGUUCCUGCCCAAGCAGAGCAUUCUGUCCGCUCGCCCAAAGAAUUCCUAGUAAAACCGGAUCUUUUGGCCGCACUGAAGCAUUUCAGAGACGAAAUGAGUGUAGUCGUAUUGUGGAUCGACGCAAUAUGCAUCAACCAAUUCGACAGUAGUGAAAAGGCUGUGCAAAUAUCAGCGAUGCCAGAGAUCUUCAACAACGCAGCAAAUGUACGGAUCUGGCUCGGUGCCCCAUCCCCCUCAACAGAUAUCGCUUUCGACUUUGUCGAAUAUGCAGCUGGCAGAAUCUUCGCAAGACAGGACACUAUAAUCGCCGCAUCGCUGUACCCAAAAUGGAAGGCCGUGAUCAAGUUGAUGGAACAUAAAUAUUUCACCCGCCGCUGGCUUGUUCAGGAAUUGGCGCUCUCUCGACGAGCCUCAUUGCAUUCUGGAUCGAGAAGAAUAUCUUGGCCAGACUUUGCCCUUGUGGUUGCCUAUCUGAACACCAAUAUUUCCUGGUGCAAAGAAAUCUCACGAACAGUCGAAAACGGGUCGUAUGAUGAAACUCUUUCAAGCGUUCCUGCCAUGGGAGCGACUGUUCUGGUUCGGCUCACGCAGCAGGAUCUCUUUUUCCGAAAGGCCCCUGACGGAACUAUUUCAGAGAGACUGCAUUCUCUUGAGUAUUUGGUCUCUGUUCUAGCUGCAUUUGACGUCAACGACCCCCGAGACACAAUAUACGCUUUGGAGGCUUUGGCAAGCACCGCCUCCAGACUUGAGGUCAACUACGAGAAGAGCCUGACAGACGUCCUCAGGGAAUUUGUCGCUAUUGCUGUUGCUGAAUCGGGAUGCGUGGACAUAAUCUGUCGACCAUGGGCACCGGUAGUGGGUCUCGAAACGGGGCCAGUCUUUCCGAAGAUCCCAUCUUGGAUGACCUCCAUAGAGAAUCUUCCUUUCAAAGUCGGAGGCAACGCCCAGAACCUAGGUCGAAUCAACGGAGACAGCCUGGUCGGCAUUCCUGGACAAGGACGCUAUCAUGCAUCGGGCAACACGAGAGCUGAAGUUCAAUUUGUAACGCACAAUAGCGACAGCCAACUGAAUACAGAUCCCGGCUUCGAGAUUUUAUUCAUUAAGGGAUUUCGGAUCGCUACUGUCGGACUCAUCACCGGCCGAUUGAUGGGCGGGAUAAUACCCCGUGAGCUGAGGUCAACGUUUGUUGAUGAAUGUUCCAAAGGUUCAAAGUGGACAUUGCAGGGCUUUACUGAUCAACUUUGGCGAACGAUGAUUGCAGAUCGAGGGGCUGAGGGUAAUGAGGCUCCUUUCUGGUUCAAAAAUGCGUUUCAUACUUGCUGGCCUGAUGGGAACUAUGAUCUGGACACUAAGGUCGCAAUAAAUUCGAAAGAUGCCUCGCGAAGCAUGAUUGAGUUUCUGGACAGGGUUCAGAGCGUGACCUGGAAUCGCAAGGUCUUCUUGACUCGGAGCAAACUCAAAGGGAUGCAACGUCUUGGCCUUGCACCACCGAAUACGCAGGAAGGCGACACGGUGUGCAUCCUAUAUGGAUGUAGUGUACCAGUCAUUCUGCGGAAGGUUGCUGACGGGGAAAGUAUGUACCAUGAGUUGAUCGGAGAAUGCUUUUUGUACGGCAUGAUGGAUGGUGAGGCACUGACCUGUUUGACAAAAGAAGAGCGUACUAUGGAAUUCGAGAUCAGAUAA
Molecule: messenger RNA, 2706 nt
Organism: Cadophora gregata
Lineage: Eukaryota; Fungi; Ascomycota; Leotiomycetes; Helotiales; Ploettnerulaceae
Exons: 1
Coding region: 1-2706 (901 amino acids)
Source: RefSeq, a predicted model, not a curated record